This is a messenger RNA of Tripterygium wilfordii, 312 nucleotides long. RefSeq names its product putative disease resistance protein RGA3. NCBI's taxonomy places the organism in Eukaryota, Viridiplantae, Streptophyta, Magnoliopsida, Celastrales, Celastraceae. The coding region runs from base 1 to 312 and encodes 103 amino acids. The transcript is spliced from 2 exons. The record is from RefSeq and is a predicted model, not a curated record.
AUGGUUGAAUCAUUUCUGUAUAGUGUUGCAGAAAACAUUCUGGGAAAGAUAGCCUCUCUUGCACUGCAAGAAGUUUCUUUGGCAUGGGGUCUUGAGAGGGACUUGAAGAAGCUUGAAGACAACUUAACAAUAAUAAAAGCUGUGUUACUGGAUGCAGAAGAGAAGCAGGCGCAGAGCCAAGCGUUGCGCCUUUGGCUUGGGAGGCUUAAGAAUUUUUGUUAUGAUGCUGAGAAUGUGCUAGACGAGCUCGAGUACGAGGGCUUACGCAAACAAGUUGUGAAAAAGUACGGAAACACCAAAACGAAGAGCUAG